Chiloscyllium plagiosum (whitespotted bambooshark) is the source of this 7555-nucleotide messenger RNA. NCBI's taxonomy places the organism in Eukaryota, Metazoa, Chordata, Chondrichthyes, Orectolobiformes, Hemiscylliidae. The record is from RefSeq and is a predicted model, not a curated record.
AUGUUUGGCGGUUACGGCGCGUGCUUGACGUUGGGCGGUUGGAUGGUACCGUGCUCCUGGCAUGGCGUUUUAUACAAUGGCCCUGCUCUCCGGAUAGGUGUGAGGGGGGAGGGUCUAUCCGUGAACCCAUACUGAAACUCCCGUCACUCUCCAGAGGGAGAGGGCUGCCUGACCUGCUGAACGCUUCCAGCGUUUUCUACUCGUUCUUCUGGCCUCCUUCCGCGCCGGAUCCCACCGUCGGUUACAAGCUCACAGGUUGCUGGCGAGACUCUAGCAGCAUCUGCGUGGAGAGACAGCAGAGUUAAACGCUUCGACUCCGACGACUCUUUAUCAGAACCAACUGCUUCGUAAUGUAUGGAGUGAUGCUGUGUCUAGCCUUACUCCUGUAAUGUGCCCUUUACGAGUACUGUGCGCAGAACUUUUCCUUUUUGCCUGAGACUCAUGGAUAAAGAAUUGCUGAACCUAAGGACCAAAGUUGUUAAGCCUUAACAUGUCUACUAUUUCUGAAACAACAACAGCAAGCAUUACGCAAUUAUUUGGAGACCUCUGUGAAGCCCAGAUGACAGGCCUGACAUGGAAAUGUUACUUGGGCAAAAGAAGACUCAACCGAAGACAAUUCAAAGAAAAAUUAAAAAGGGUUGUUUACAAUACGUUAUUUAUAAAUCUUUUCCGAGAAGAAGCCUCUCCAAAAUAUCAGUCUGAUAUCAGUAAACUGCCUGUGAGAAACAAAAUCUUGAUGCUGUCCUUCAAUUUGAGGGUGGCUGGUUUGGGAAUGGAAGCUGAUCGCUUAGAAGACCUUGCAGAUCAAUUAGAAAAAUCAGUAUGCAUGUCACAAUCUGAUCUGAAUUCUGUCCUGGAACUUCUGAUUGAGCUUGCAGGAACUGGACCAUAUCAACUUCAGCCACAGAAAAGGGAUUAUUUCUUGAACAAUAAAAAUGUUGGAAGAAAUGUAAAACUUCAGGGCUAUGAUCACUAUGAUGUUAGCCUGUUUGAAUCAGGGCUGUUAUCCUUCAGUUCCAAUGAGGACUUUCAAUUUCAUGAUAAUGUACAACGUACUCUUCAAUUAAUGGAUGCAAAACCUGGCACUGGAUUACCUGGCAUUGGAUUAUUUUCCCAUAAUUACUUAGCUGGGGACAAAUAUGAGAAAGAAACACGAGUAUCGCUAUUUGGUGCGCUUGUACGUAGUCGUACUUGUGAAAUGGAAAUUAAGUUGGAUUUGCCUGCUGUGCCAGAUAACAUAGAUAUCACUGGGCUUAAAAUUCGGGUUCCACAAAGCAUUGACCAGUCAGAAGAUGAAGGAUUUCAGUCAGCAUCCAACCUUACUCCAGAUUCCCAGUCAGAACCCAGUACAUCUCCGGACAUUGAUAUAUGGAGUGCAGUGCUGACUUAUGAACCUAGCAAGUAUAGAUGUUGGGAACUAAUUGGCUGUCCUCCAGGUAAAAAAGAGGAACCGUAUCUUACUGAAGCAGGUCGAGAAGCUUUUGACAGGUUCUACCAAUUACGUAAAAGUGAGCUACAGCUCAUUGGGGGUACGCUGCUGCAGCCAACACCAGCUAUACUUCAAAAAGAAUCUGAGUUAGUUAAAGAUGUCCUGAAUGUCCUCAUUGGUGUAGCAUCAAUGACUUUUUCUCUGAAUCAGUCUCUUCAGUCUCUCCAGGCAUUUGUAGUUAAACAAGGAGUGUAUGUCUCUGGAACAUCCCCUGAGAGUAUGUAUAACCUCCUCUCUGAAUUGGCUGAAAAUGGAACGUACUACACCCGGCUCAGUCACUUCUCGCUUCAGCCAAUUCUUGACUCUACAUACAAUAAAGGCCUUGUUUUCCAGGCUUUUACAAGUGGAUUGAGGAAAUAUCUACAAUAUUAUAGAGCAUGUGUAUUAUCAACACCUCCAUCACUGAGCCUUCUACCAAUUGUCUUUCUGUUCAGGAAACUGGGACGUCAAUUAAGGUAUUUGUCUGAAUUAUGUUGUAUAGGAUCCGGUGCGCUGGGAGGAAAUUCAUCACCUUUCCCCACUGGAGUAAAAUUGUUGUCUUACUUGUAUAAGGAAGCUUUGAAUAACUGUAGCAAUGAGCACUAUCCAGUGCUGCUCUCUCUGUUGAAAAGCAGCUGUGAACCAUAUACAAGGUUUGUCUAUGACUGGGUUUACAGUGGCAUUUGCAGAGAUGCAUAUGGAGAAUUCAUGAUCCAGGUGAAUGAGGACUACCUUAACUUCAGAGAUAAACAUUAUUGGACCAAUGGAUAUGUCCUUGCUUCUAAAGAGGUUGAAGAGUGUGUCCCUCUUUUCCUUGCUCAUGUGGUCUAUGACAUCUACAUCUGUGGAAAAACUAUUAACUUGUUGAAACUGUGCUGUCCAAUGCAUUACAUCUGUUGGUCUGAUAUUCCUGUUCCCUCCAUCUCUGUCACAUUUUCCCUGGAGGAACUGGAGGAGAUUGAAAGAGACUCUGCUCUUUAUGUCAGUCAAAUGGAGAGAAUAGCUCGUUACAACUCCAUCAGCAGAGAGGCAGAGAAUCUGAGAAAGGAAAUUGCUCAGCAGGAAUUGAUUGUCCAAGCUCAACGGACAGCUACAAGAGCCAUGGCUGCAUUUAGAACUAAUCAGAUAGCGGAAAGGAAGGCUUCUGACGUAAAGAAGCGAGAGCAAUUCCUGGAGCUAAAAGAACAACUUGAGAAAGACAUAGAGCGUCGAAAUGCAGCUAAACGUCAAGAAAUGGAAAAAGACUUAAUGCAGCUGCAGGCAUUUAGAGACCAGGAAAUAAAAAAGGAAGAAUUGGAGAAAAGGGCAAGACAACAGUUAAUUGAACAUUACAGCAACUUAUCAGAGGAAGCAGCAAAGCGAGAACAGAGAGCCUUGUGGAAAAUUCAGAGGCACAAGUUAGAAACUGCACGUACUGACUUUUUCCACAAUGAUCAAAAAAAGCUUCAGGCAUUGCUAGAGAGGUUGCCAUUUGGAGAUCAGAGGGAGAAAUUGGAUGUAAUUGCUGGAUUGGAUCUGCGGCACCAUGAACCAUUGAAUAAAGGUUCUGAUUCUCCAGAGUUGAGCUUUGAGGCCGCAUCAUAUGAAAACAGAAUACUCAACAAUAAGGAAAAUCUAUAUGCACCAGUGAAUGAAGCAGCCUCAACUGUAGCUGCACAGACUGACUUACUUCUCUUCCAAGAAGUGCCCCUACAAUCAAGGGUCCAUCUUUAUAAGGUUGAACCCCAACAUGAAGCUUCCCUGGACUCUGAUUCACAAGAUCAGCCUGUUUGUAGUAAUCCUAAUCAGAAAGAAGUAAGCUUACUUGAUAUAAGUUUUGAGGAUUUUCUUCCAAGUGAGCAACAGCAACCUGGAACUAUCCUUGAAACAGUUAAACAAGACCCAAUACUUGAUCUGGCUCUGAAGGAAAUAGGUUCAGAACUAUCAGAUGAGAAAAAAGACAUUGCAAUUGACAAAGAUAAAUAUGAUGUCAGUAUUUCUUCAACGGCUUCUGCAGCUUCUCAUAAAAUGUUACAGGGCAAAAAACCUUCAGAGGUUGAUUUAGAAAUGCCCCAGUGGCAAGUUCAUGGACAUCAUUCCGCUUCACACAUCACAGCUGCAGGAUAUGCAACAGAUCAUAUGCCUUCAGGCCCGCACACCAAUGUUCAUGGUUCUGCGCCUCAUUCAAACCUAAAUACAAGUGAAUACAUAGCCAGUGUUGAACCAGCCAGACCACAAUGGAAUGUUCAUGGGCAUGUUUCAGAAUCUAACAUACGGGUUGCUGAUCAUAUGAGUAAUGUUGAGCCAUCUCGACCACGAUGGAAUAUUCAUGGGCAUGUAUCAAAAAGCAAUAUACAAGUUGGUGAGCAUGUUUCAAAUAUUGAACAGUCUUGGCCACAGGCAAAUAUCCAUGGGCAUGCAUCACAAGCCAACAUACAAGUUGGUGAGUAUGUUUCUAAUGUAGAGCCAUAUCGAGCUAGAUGGAACAUCCAUGGCCAUGUGUCACAAAGCAACAUUCAGCUUGGCAUGAGUGUGUCUGGUAGUGCACCAUCUGAAGCACAAUGGAAUAUUUGCAGUGGAUCAGCACAACCUCCAAUUAACAUUGGACAACCUGCACCUAAUGUAGAAACGCCUGUAUUUGGUUGCGCAUCUUUUCAGCAUCCUUCUUAUUCAAAUAUCAGGAUAGGAGAAUGGUCACCAGAUGUGGAAGCAAAUUUGAUCCCAAGACAAAAGGCUUGUGUUGGUCCUUCAACUGGUUCUACAAUGCAAGAAAUAUUGUAUAACAAAGAAAUACAAGUAGGAAGAAUGGUGUCAAAUAAAUCGGAUGAAAUACAAAAUGCAAAUGUUAUACACACUAUUAGCCCUGAAGAAAAAGUCGAAAACACUGUCAAAUCCAAACUGGGCACAACUCUUCAGAGUCCUGAACUUGACCUAAAUGAAAAUCAAAAUGAAGUAAAAAAUGAAUCACAAGGUAACUGUGAAAAUCCCAAAAAUGGUAGUUCAGAAAACGCAGCAUCUCUCCAGCCUCUUCAAACUACGUGCUCUCAAGAUGAGAAUAAAAACUCAUUAGAACUGCAUAGCGUUUGUCCUCAAGAAAGCAAUGAGUGUGAUUCGGAAUCUACAGAGCAAGUUCGAAUGGAUACAGCAAGUGACCAUGUGACCUUUGCAACAGAACCUAUCCAAGAAGCAGCUAUUGAGAAUUCAACAUGGGAGAAAGAACAGGCCUAUCUCAAAAGCUUGGCAGACCAGUAUUGUGUAGAACAUUACCGGGAUAAUUAUGAAUUGAUGUCUGAGCCACCUAUCACUCAUCUACUUCAGAAUGUGAUAAGUGAACCCGAUUUAUUGCCCUUGGAUCCUUCAGUUCGUAGAGCAACAGAUGCAACAGCAGUGCAAGCAAGUAGUCUCAUCUCACUUCCAGUACUAAUGAAGCAUUCCAUCACAGCUCCGCUUAUAGCACAGGCUUCACUGGUAAAUAAAGCCAUAAUAGAUUAUUUGUUUGUGGAACUGAACAUUGAACAGAACUUUGAAGCACUAAGACAUUUCCUUUUGAUGGAAGAUGGAGAGUUUGCCCAAUCACUUAGUGAUAUGCUCUUUGAAAAGCUUGGAUCUGGACAAACCCCUGGAGAACUUCUGAAUCCUUUAGUUCUGAAUUCAAUCUUGAACAAAGCUUUACAGUAUAGUCUUCAUGGAGAUUCCAAGCUCGCCUCUAAUCUGACGUUUGCUCUUAAAUAUCUGCCAGAAGUGUUCAAGCCCAAUGCAUCUGAUGCCUUGAACUGUUUGGAACUAAGAUACAAGGUGAAUUGGCCCCUCAACAUUGUAAUCACAGAAAGCUGCAUGAGCAAGUACAACAAGAUCUUUUCUUUUCUGCUGCAGUUAAAGCAUAUGUUCUGGACAUUAAAAGAUGUUUGGUUCCAUUUAAAACGUACAGCUUUAGUAAAUCGUUCUUCAAAUUCAGUUCAAUUUCAUCAACUUCAACUCUAUCGGCAUGAAAUGCAGCAUUUUGUCAAAGUCAUUCAAGGUUAUAUUGCUAAUCAGAUCUUGCAUGUGACCUGGUGUGAAUUUGGACACAAGUUGUCAUCAGUUGGAAACCUGGAUGAACUCCACAGAACACAUGCAGAAUACCUCAACAAAGGCAUUUUCAGGGGAUUAUUAACCGAGAAAGCUGCUCCAGUGAUGAAUAUCAUACACAAUAUUUUCAGUCUGAUUCUGAAAUUCCGUAGUCAAUUGAUCUCUGAAGCCUGGCAGUAUGAUGCUGAAAAGCAAAUGACAAUACAUCCCAACUUUACUGUGAUGCAGCAAUCCUACAAAACAUUUAAACAUUACUCACACUUCCUUUUCAAAGUUGUGACUAAACUCGUCAAUCGGGGAUAUCAGCCACAUCUUGAAGAUUUCCUGUUGAGAAUUAAUUUCAAUAAUUAUUAUUUGGAUGUUUAACUGUUACAUGGCUCUCAAGUAUUCAUCUUUUAUGUAACUGAAAGUCAAGUUUAAAUUAAAAUCAAUCUAAUUUGAAGUAAAUUAUUAAUGCCUGUUAAAUUUCAAUUAUUAGCAAUUUUAAAAUUCUGCAUUGUCUAUUUGUAUUCAUGUAGAUAUUUGUAUAUCUGUGCCAUAUUAAAAAAAUCAGUGUUACAGACAACUUUAUGCUAUAGUUAUGCUUAUACAAGAAUGUUUAAUAUUUUACUGUUCAGCAUUUGUAUGUACUCUAAAGUGGAUGAAACACUAUGCUCUCAUUUAAUGGUCAGCGAUGUUUACAAUUAAAACAGUGUCUUUUGAGGCUGCAUUUCUUCACAUGAGCUUAAAUCUUUGUCAUGUUGAAUACUUGUAAAAUAAAAAGGGCAUCACACCCCAAACCGUAAUGGAUCCAUUGCCCAAUCAAUUUUGGAUUUGUUUGGAUCAGAGAAACUCUUGUUUAUGAAAUCAACUAAUUGCAGACUUGUGCACAAAGUGUGGCUUAAUCGUCAUAAAAUAGACUUUAAUUAGUUUAUGCACCAAACAGAAUUUAAUUGUAACCAAUUUGCCUUUGCUUCACUUAAAUGAACAAAAAUAGAUUCUACAAAGAAUCUUUAAAAUUUGCAUUCUUUAGAUAAGCACCAUUUCAAACUUCUUAAGGAAAUCCAACCAGUUCCAAAUGUUUCCUAGAGUUGGAUUUAACACUCCUCUGCUGACUAGUUUGAAGGUCUUGGGCAAUGUUAAAUCCAGUAGGAUGUUUGCCCACUGCCCACCUAUCUGUCAACUGUCAUAGUUAUCAAUUGUGUUGUGUAGCCAGCCUACCAGUGUGCCAAUGUUGGUUCUUAAAUGAGAAAGUAAUGCACAUUUGGAUGCUUUCUCUGCCAGUGUUGGCAUUUAACCACUUCACCAUUUAAUAUGCAGGUUUCCAUGUCCUUUCAGGUGUAGACAUCAUGGGUUUCAAAGGUGUUGUCGAAGGAGCCUUGGUGCGUUGCUACAGUGCAUCAUGUAGAUGCUACUCACUGCUGUCACAAUGUCGGGUGAUGGAAGGAAUGAGUGUUUAAUGUUGUGGUUGUAGUGUUAACUGAGAGAGCUGUUUUUUCCUGGAUCAAAUGGGAUUCUUGAGUGUUGUUGGAACUACACUCAUCCAGGCCAUUCCUCACUAUACCUGGCAGACCAGUGGACAACUUCAGAGACAGGAUGUGAGUUACUCACUACACAAUUCAGAUCCCCUGACUUGCUUUUGUAACCACAGUAUUUAUAUGUUUGAUUGGUCAUACCAUUGAAUGUCAUGAGGAGAUAGUUGCCCACCCCUUACUGUAGCACUACAGACGUGCAGUUGCUCAAGAAAAAGAGUAGAAAAGUACCUUGAAAAAUAUUAUCACUUCCACUCCUGCAUCUGUCAUAUAAUUUUACCAAAACAGGUUCAGUUUAUACCCACCUUGGAGCUAUCGUUGACAAAUCUAAAUCAAAUGGAGGAGAGAUGAGAAUAAUUUGUACUCAAACCAGAAUUCAUGAUCUGAUUUCUGUAUCACUUUAUUUUUGAGAAAGUACUGAUAUUCGCAACUGUUAGCCACAGUUGUUCUUAUUUGAUCACCAAAUUAUAUCUGUGAGAUUAUGCAACAAAAUACAAACAUUAAAGCAAAACAUUGCAGAUACUAGAUA